Molecule: messenger RNA, 1040 nt
Organism: Brassica napus (rape)
Lineage: Eukaryota; Viridiplantae; Streptophyta; Magnoliopsida; Brassicales; Brassicaceae
Product: ethylene-responsive transcription factor ERF073-like
Exons: 1
Coding region: 122-886 (254 amino acids)
Biological process (GO): regulation of DNA-templated transcription; ethylene-activated signaling pathway
Molecular function (GO): DNA binding; DNA-binding transcription factor activity
Source: RefSeq, a predicted model, not a curated record
UUGCAUAUAAAAGAGGAGAGUAUUGCAGCUUCAAAGCAAACCACAUUCAACAUUUGAGAGAUAUUAUAUUUCGAACCCCAAAACUUUUAACUCACACCCUUAUUUAAAAGUCUUGAGCAAAAUGUGUGGAGGAGCAGUAAUUUCCGAUUACAUAGCGCCGGGAGCUGGCAAGCCUUCCUGGAGACGCGACAACGUCGUUGACCUGACACUCGACGACUUGGAGGGAGAUUCUCAGUAUUAUCCAUGGCUAGGUGUGAAAAGAGAAGAUGGGAGGAUGAGGAAGAAGAAGAAGAGUGGUAGUAGCGAGUACAGAGGAAUCAGGAGACGGCCAUGGGGAAGAUGGGCGGCUGAGAUUCGCGACCCGAUCAAAGGAGUUCGAGUUUGGCUAGGGACGUUCAACACUGCAGAAGAUGCUGCGAGAGCUUAUGACUUUGAAGCUAAGAGGCUCCGAGGAGUUAAAGCUAAACUCAACUUCCCUAACGAUUCUCCAGCAUCAUCAUCUAGAAAGCGUAAAGCCUCUUCACCACCACCAACACAGCGGCGGCCACAGGUUCAGAAGAUAGAAGAGAAGCAUGAAGGUGAUGAUCUUGGUGGUGGCUGUUUUGAUUUCUUGUGGGAGGAGAAUAACAAUGCGGACGCGAGUCAGGUCGACACGCAAUGGCUUGAAGAUGUUAUUAUCAUGGGCGAUGAUGCGGAGAAGAGACAGAGAGGUUCUUAUGAUUGUGAAGGGGACGUGGAUGGUUUGUUUUCGGAUGAGCUUCUGGCUUUUGAGAACGAGACGGAGUGCUUCUUACAGACGCCGUUUAUGGAGGGGGGAAACUGUGGUUCCUUGACGUCUUUGAGUAGUCUCUUAGAUGAAGUCAAUGUCAUGGAUCUUUGGUCUUGAAGGGGGUUUUUAUUGUAUAAACGACAUGAGUCUUUGGUGUUCUGUUUUGUGCAAAUGAGUUCUUGGUCUGUUUGUGUAUGCCUAGUUAGUGUCUUGUGACUCUUGAAUUUGUUUUGUUCUGCUCUCUUGUAAAUACUAAAAGAAAUGCCUUGUU